This is a messenger RNA of Indicator indicator, 207 nucleotides long. RefSeq lists its product as uncharacterized. Lineage: Eukaryota; Metazoa; Chordata; Aves; Piciformes; Indicatoridae. The annotation marks the transcript as partial. The record is from RefSeq and is a predicted model, not a curated record. The transcript is spliced from 3 exons.
UUUCUAAAUCUCCUCUCUUCCAGCUUCUUCUGCCCUCUGCCAGCUUCAAUCCAUCCUGCCCCCAUGCCCCCUGCCCCCCUGCCCCCUACCUCCCUGCCCCCCUGCCCUCCUGCCCCCAUGCCCCCCUGUAGUGCUGCCAGGUCAGGGGAUCGUUUAUUACCUUCUACACAUAACCUUGCUUCUGCCUUCAGCCUUACUGUUAAAUGA